Molecule: messenger RNA, 336 nt
Organism: Babesia ovata
Lineage: Eukaryota; Apicomplexa; Aconoidasida; Piroplasmida; Babesiidae
Exons: 2
Coding region: 1-336 (111 amino acids)
Source: RefSeq, a predicted model, not a curated record
AUGUAUUUCUACGCCCCCUUCAAAAAAUUGCUGCGUUGUCUAGCGGUCAUCUUACUCCUCAGGGGCGCUUCCGCGCCCGCAGCCGCAGAACCUGAACAUGAGGACGCGUUCGAUUUCGAUGAGUUCAUCAAACGGCUUAAGGAUGCAGCGCACUACUUCACCGAUUGCACAAUCGACCAACUAGCGCAGUACUGCACCACUGAAACGGCGCUCAACUUUGAAUGUUUCCGUACUAUUGGCAGGUGCAUACCCGAAACCCUGAGAAAGGUGUCCAUGUUUGGUGAAGAGAAACCUGCCGAUGAAGAGGAACCAAUCUCCCAAUCAGAUGAAUUGUAA